This is a messenger RNA of Cynoglossus semilaevis (tongue sole), 1888 nucleotides long. RefSeq names its product piggyBac transposable element-derived protein 2-like. The record is from RefSeq and is a predicted model, not a curated record. Lineage: Eukaryota; Metazoa; Chordata; Actinopteri; Pleuronectiformes; Cynoglossidae. Bases 1 to 1806 code for a protein of 601 amino acids. The transcript is spliced from 2 exons.
AUGGUAACAGUCACAAUUCAUAUUUUACAGGCUAGUGCCGGGCGUGCCAGGCCCAGCGAGGCCUACAGAAUUGUGGAGGAACUGCCUUAUGACUCAGAAGAUUCACAGUACAGUGACAGCAGUGAUGAAGAGUGGUUGCCAAGUAAAAAAACUCUAGAUCAAUGUGAAAGUGCAUCUGAGGAGGAAGGACCAGAUGUAGAGGAUGUAGAGGAAGAAAGCCCAGAUGAAAUAGCAGUAGAACCUGGUGUGGAAGCAGGGAAAUCUGUUGACACACCAGCACCACCCGCGAAAGCAAAGAAAAAACAACAAAAAAGACACACCUGGAAAGUAAAGGACAGUCCAUGUGAGGGAGUGUUACCGGACUUCUUGGGAGAGUGGAGUCUAAAUGUUCAAGCAACUGAGCCCCUGGAAUUCUUCUUGCACCUCUUCCCAGAAGAACUCAUAGAUGAUAUAACAUACCACACCAACCUCUAUGCCCUCCAGAAGGGAAGGGAGAACCUGAAUGCUACAGCAGAAGAAAUGAAGGCAUUCCUUGGGAUAAACUUAGUCAUGACCUUCAUCCGCUACCCACGGAGACGGAUGUAUUGGUCAUCUGAGCAGGGACUCCGUUUACCUUUGAUUGCUGAUGCCAUGGCAGUGAACCGUUUCGAGGACAUUCUCCGAUACCUUCACUUUACAGACACCUCCUCAACGGAUCCAGGAAACGAUAAACUGUUUCGAAUAAAACCAGUGCUAGAUACUCUUCAAGCAAAUUUCCUCUCUGCUGUGGAUCCUGAGGAGUUUCAAGCCAUAGAUGAGAUGAUCAUGCCCUUCAAAGGCAAAUUGUCUAUCAAGCAAUACAUCCCCAAAAAACCCAAACCCUGGGGUGUGAAAAUUUGGGCAAGAGCAGGCGCUUCAGGAUACAUGUACCGCUUCGAAGUGUACAGGGGUGCAGCCAGCACAGGUGCGGUCAGCGAACUGGGAACGGCUGCAGACGUCAUCUUGCGCCUCUGUGAUGACAUCCAAUUCAAGAACCACAAGGUGUUUUUUGACAACUUCUUUUGCGGCAUUCCACUGAUUACUAUCUUGAAGGAACAGGGCAUCUAUGGCACUGGCACAUGCCGGGUCAACAGGCUUCAGGGGGCACAAGCGAAACUCAAGAGUGCAACAGAACUCAAAGAAGAAGGAAGAGGAGCUAUCUCUGUUGUCACCAAUGGUGAAGACGUCACUGUCACACGUUGGCUUGACAAUUCACUGAUCCACAAGGCCUCUUCCUGUCUUGGCAAGCACCCGACAGAUGUUGCACAGAGAUGGUCCAAGAAAGAUAAGAAGAUCAUCACCAUUGACAGGCCAUUCGCAGUGAAGGUGUACAACGAUUAUAUGGGAGGGGUCGGCCUGAUGGACCAGAUGGUGGCAAUGUAUCCCCACAGACGCAAGAACAAACGCUGGUACAUCAGAAUGUUCUUCCACUUCCUGGAUGUGACCGUUGUGAACGCCUGGCAUCUCCUCAGAUUCUCUGGAUUGGAGCAGGAUGGUCUUCUGCCUUUCAAGGCAUCUUUGGCUUGUUCAUUGAUAAAUUCAGGCACCGUUCGCAAAAGGGGGAGACCAACUUCCCCACCUCCUCUUCCUGUGAAGCGCAAACCUGUAUCCAAGGUAACCCGUGAGGUCAGGCUUGGCCCUGGAAACCACUGGCCCCAGCUAAACGACAUAAAAAAUGCCCAAAGGUGCCAAGACCCUGCAUGCACACGAAAAACGAAGUACAGCUGCAUGUGUUGCAAUGUGGCUGUGUGCCCUGGGUGCAUGGCAAAUUUUCACACAAGAUCUUGAACUGAUCUCUAGUUUGUCAAUUGAAACACUGUAGUUCAUUUUUCAGUGAAAAGGAAAAGCCCAGAAUGGUUGUUUGAAGAGA